This is a messenger RNA of Blastomyces gilchristii SLH14081, 2007 nucleotides long. RefSeq names its product C2H2 finger domain-containing protein. The transcript is spliced from 8 exons. The coding region runs from base 1 to 2007 and encodes 668 amino acids. Lineage: Eukaryota; Fungi; Ascomycota; Eurotiomycetes; Onygenales; Ajellomycetaceae. The record is from RefSeq and is a predicted model, not a curated record.
AUGAAGCGCUCUAUUGACCGACGAGAUCAUGAUCACCGCAGAGCACAGGACCAAAAGUCUGAUAGCGAGUCAAGCUACUCUGACUUGCAUGGUAGGUCAGAAGCCCCCCUCGAGACCGACCUUACUGAGCCCGAUGUUCCUGAACGUCCGGCAAAGCGUCCGAAUAGUGAUGAAGGAGAUUUUAGCAAUGAUCCUCUUGAUGACACCGGGGUCGACCUGUCGGCCAUCCCGGAGGAUUAUGGCAAAUCAGCCGGAACACUUCUCCGGCGAGGACGCAUUGAAAAACGCUGGCUACAGUACUGUAAAGUCAAAGCACGACAGCUGCCAGAUGAACGCAAGUGGCAUAACCCCAAGCGUGCACUCUGCGAAGCGUCGGACAAUGACAUCCACCGGUUUCUGGGCUGGUGCCUCAAGCUCAAGCGAGGGAAGGACGGUCGACACCUAAAGGGUAUUCACAAGGCCAGCUCAUUCAAGGGUGACUGGCGGAGCUUCCGCCUUUACUAUGAGAGAGUCACCAAAAACAAAAUUCGUGAUGAAGACGGCAGUAAUGUGCGGCGGCGUAUCAAAUACCUGAUUGACACGAAUGGCCUGGAUACAAUGCAGUAUAAGGACCUACAGUUUUCGCUCCAGAAGGAUCCCCAUGGAGGACCUCCAAUUCCGCUAGUGGAGUUGACAGCUCAGGGUGUUAAAAAGUUUAUGGGGGAAAUAAAAUUGAUCACAUUUCCCCUUCCUGAAGUAAUUUAUGGGCCGUCCUUGAUAUUCUACCCGCAUACCUACCUCUUUGGGAUGUUGUUCCAUGCUAAGGCAUUCCAAGCUCCUGGACUAACAUCCAUGGCCGAACUGCGAAAGCUAUUUGUGAAACGGGGCUGCCAGCAAAUGCCUUUGUAUUUGAAGCGUGAGACGGCCGAUUGGUAUGUAUUCUGUAAGACUGAGGUGGUUAAGGGGACUCCGGUUAUCCGGCGAAGACAGCCAUUGUUUAAACACAUGAUGGGUCGCCUUUUGUCAAUUUUCGGAGAGAUCCAUGGUUGGCUCCAUUCCAUGUUCUCACACCGGUUCCGUUACGGGAGUGGAAAGAUCCUCAAUGAGAGUGGAUGGGCUAGCGAGGAACAACGGAUGCUAAUCAUGAAACAUGCGGACCGUCGCACGUUCAUUGACCACUAUCAUCCCCGGACGGUCGGCACUGAGAUGAUCUGGUCCAUCUGCGGCCUUGAUCCGGACAAGGAAAUGAUGCGGUCCGUCGCGCGGCUGGACCGAUGGAGGGACCAACGGCGUUCGCGGCAUCUAACCACAGAAGACAAAAAACGCAUCAAAGAUAACCCAGAGCUCGUGACCGCCCGCCAAAAAUUGGAGACCAUUACUGCCGAAUACCACCAGACAAGGAAUCUCGUAUCCGGCGACAAGAGCGUGCGACAAGAGUUUGAUGAAAAGCAGUCUCUCCUCGACAUCGAGGCACAGCUUUUGGGGACCAUGGCGGAUGAAAGUGAGGAGUCAUCAUCAUCAGAGGACAACAUGCAUCCCACUCUGCUUGGGCUCCUACAGAAGAUUCUCUCAUAUCCCAUAUCUGAUUCUCUGGAAGCAGAGUGGCAAUGCCACAAUGAAGCUGUUGAUUAUGUGGUCCUCUAUUGUGACACAUCGGAAGAGGGCCCUCUCCGCAAACGCCUGAAGAAAACACAACCACCUGCGGGAAACAGUGGGCCUUAUGAUGACCCUCACUCAAAGGAUGACAGUGAGAAAAAGAAGCAUCUCUUGUCACAUGAUGAGCUCUUGCGUCUUACUACAGAACACAUUGAAAAAGCUCCAAAGCCACGUGCAUGCUUUCAGUGCUUCUCUGACAGAAAGUUGCCAGAUGAAGUUCGCUGCCGAAUGUUUUAUGACCCAGGGUGUCUUACCAAACACUAUGAUAGUCAUCAUCUGCAGGAUGAGCAGUACUGGAAAUUGGCUGUAAUCAGAGAACAUAACCAAGAGAUGGUGAUUGUCAUAGAACUCAAGAUGCUCCAAGAUAAUUAG